This is a messenger RNA of Mustela lutreola (European mink), 2128 nucleotides long. It is a transcript of the gene SVIP, whose product is annotated as small VCP interacting protein. Gene Ontology annotation, cellular component: endoplasmic reticulum membrane. Gene Ontology annotation, biological process: positive regulation of autophagy; negative regulation of VCP-NPL4-UFD1 AAA ATPase complex assembly; negative regulation of retrograde protein transport, ER to cytosol. Bases 134 to 367 code for a protein of 77 amino acids. The transcript has 4 exons. The record is from RefSeq and is a predicted model, not a curated record. Lineage: Eukaryota; Metazoa; Chordata; Mammalia; Carnivora; Mustelidae.
GGAGCGGAGCCGACGCGCCUGUCCCGGGUGGGGGCGGGACGAGCGCUGCGAACCUGGGAAGCCUGUCUGACCGCGCAGUUGGCACUGCCGGGUCUGGGGCGGGCCCAGAAGAGGACCCCCAGCCGCGCUCCCGAUGGGGCUGUGCUUUCCCUGUCCGGGGGAGACCGCGCCUCCCUCGCCGGACCUGGAAGAGAAAAGAGCAAAGCUCGCAGAGGCUGCAGAGAGAAGACAGAAAGAGGCUGCAUCUCGGGGCAUUCUGGAUGUUCGGUCUGUGGAAGAAAAGAGAAAGAAAAAGGAAAAACUAGAAAAACAAAUGGCUGAAUCCAGGCCCCCACCAGAAGGUGGACUUAGGUGGACAGUUUCAUAAGCAUAACAUGGGUGGAAAAGUCUAUUGCCAAUAACGAAUAUCUGCAAUCAAGUGGACGUCCUCAGCUUACUUUCUUCUCUUUGAAUAAAUCAAGAUUCAGACUUUGCAAUUUUAGUGCCAUUAAAUGCAGUCAGUACUUUUCAAUAUUGAUAUACUGAAAAUGCUUUUGAUGUUCAAAUUUAGAAAAUGCCAGACCUUUCAUUAAAUACUUAUUUUCUUAUAAUUGCUCUUCUGCAGACAGUAGGCGAUUUGCCCUUAUUUAGUAGUUAAAACAGGGACCUAAAUAGUGAAUAAAUAUAUAUCGCAUGUAAAAAGUCUGCCUACACCUCAGACAUUAAAGUUUGCUAUUGUAUUUUCUCUCCUUUAUAAAAUGACCUUGCAAUCUAUAGUUUUCUGCUUAAUCUUGUAUCUCUUUUUAUUUCAUUAUUUAUGAAGGCUUUUGCUUAAACAUAUGGACUUCGUGCCUUUAAACAGUUCAUCAGGGAAAAUUUUGAAAAAUCAUUUGAAGGGCUUAUGUGAAGGAACACUAUAAAUUUUUAUAACUUACUAAGUAAUAUUUGUAGAAAAUUAUGAAUUUCUCCUAAUUUAUUUUCUAUUUCUGUGGCUUAUAAAAUUAAUAUAUGGUGUUUUACAUUGCAAUAAAGUGUUUUUUUGCUUGCUGAAUUUAAAAUUAUAUAUUAGUAGUGCCAUCAGAGGGCAGUGAUGGACUAUUCUGCAAUAUCAGAUUCAGCUCUAAAGAUCUUUGUGGUAACUGAGUGAGUUAAACUAAGAAUCUGGAUGGGCUAUACUGAGUAGCAAUAUAUUUUUCCAAAUUUCACAGAUGUUUUUAUUCUUUAGUAUUUAUUAAAGAAUGAUCAUAAGAUUUGUACAGAUGUGAAAUUGCCAAUACAAACAUGAAUGUAUGAAAUAGAAACAUGUCAGUACUGUAUUUUAAAAGGUCUACUUUAAGCAUAAAAUACUAUGAGGUUAAUUCUGUGGGAUUCAGAGUCAUAAAAUUUUCACGUUUGUGUUUAUUAGAAACAUGAGUUUAUAGUAUUUCUGUUUUUUGAGUUUUCCUUCCUUGUGUAUAAUAAGCUAAAAUACAAGAAUUUCUCUAUCUUUUAAUUUGUUUGCUCUUUUGGAUGACAGGGCCACAAUCCGAGCCCUAAAUUAAAAUUCAUAUAUAGUAAGUACCAAUAGGGAUUAUAAAUGAAAUAGACCAGCUCAUUGAUCUACAGAAAGAAUCUGAGCCGUUAUUGUGCUCAUCCCUCCCACAAGGCUCACAUUAUAUAGCAGUAUAUUGUAUAUGUUAAUUUUAAAGAGAUCGAACUAUGGUGUAAGUCUCUUGACUCUUGUUUGGAAAAAUUACUUUUUCUAUUAUGUAUAGAAUAGUUUGUGAAUAUCCAGUCAAGACAUAUAUUUAAACAGGCUCAAUUUUCUUCAUCCUUUAGAAUAUUAGUGGUACUUUUGUUCACAAAGGAUAGUGAAAUCAUUAAACUUUAUUUUAGAAAUAAAAUUCUUGACUUUAUGAACAUGAUUGAUUUUUCCAAGGCAGAAAGGAAGAAAGAUCCUCAAUAACUGAAUAUAGAACCAAAUCAUAUUAUCCUUGAACUGUGCAAAUCCUUCAUUCUGCUUUAAUAUAUAAAGAACAAUUUUAUCUGUACUACCUUAAGAAUUACAAUUUGGGUUGGUGUAAACAAAGGUUUAUAUCCAGGGGAUAAUGCCCUAUUUCUAAUAGAGUUUAUAUCCAAAUAGCAUGUUUAUUUACUUUUGAACCAUGAA